Molecule: messenger RNA, 1751 nt
Organism: Gastrolobium bilobum
Lineage: Eukaryota; Viridiplantae; Streptophyta; Magnoliopsida; Fabales; Fabaceae
Product: protein BTR1
Exons: 8
Coding region: 384-1394 (336 amino acids)
Biological process (GO): regulation of gene expression
Cellular component (GO): cytosol; cytoplasm
Molecular function (GO): mRNA binding
Source: RefSeq, a predicted model, not a curated record
GAGAGAGACACCGACUCGCACCUCACAACACAACACACACGUUGACACAUCUCACACACACACACAAACUCAAUACAUCACACAACAUCACGUUGGAUAUGUAGCAGAACUGCAACGCCCCUUUCUUCUUCUCUUCUGUUCCUCUCUCAUCUUCCGCUUCCACUCUCUCUCCCCUCUGCCAUUUUCGCUCCUUCAAUUCCCUCUUUCUCUCUAUUUAACAGUUUACAAUUCUCGUUUUGCCUCAAUGCUAUGAAACUUUCUCGCUCCGUUUUCUCCCUUUCUCUCUGAAUUCAUCUUCUCUCUAUCUCUCUCUCCUCGAAAAGGAAGGAGAAAGAGGUUUUUGUUGUUGUUGUUCUUGCUGUUGAAGAAGAGGAAGAAGAAGAAUGGAUUCAACGGAAUCUUCGUACAUGUCUUCUCCUGAAGGAGCAAGGAAGCACGCUGCUUCACCUCCUCCCAAGUCCACUUCUCCAGAUUCUGAGGAGAAGCCAACGUAUGUUAGAUUUCUUGUAUCAAACUCUGCAGCUGGUUCUGUUAUUGGAAAGGGUGGUUCAACUAUCACUGAUUUUCAGUCACAGUCUGGAGCACGAAUUCAGUUGUCACGCAAUCAUGAAUUCUUCCCUGGAACUACUGAUAGGAUUAUUAUGGUAUCUGGUGCAAUAACUGAAAUACUAAGAGCUGUAGAACUUAUACUUUCUAAGUUGCUCAGUGAGCUUCAUAGCGAGGAUGAAAAUGAUGCUGAGCCAAAAACAAAAGUGAGACUCAUUGUCCCCAAUGGUUCUUGUGGUGGAAUAAUUGGAAAGGGAGGUGCUACCAUUAGGUCAUUCAUUGAAGAAUCUCAGGCUGGCAUUAAGAUAUCUCCUCAAGACAAUAAUUACUAUGGACAGAAUGAUAGGCUAGUGACAGUAACAGGAACUCUUGAUGAGCAGAUGCGUGCGAUUGAUUUAAUUGUUUCUAAGUUAGCUGAAGAUCCUCAUUAUUCACAGUCCAUGAAUUCUCCAUUUUCAUAUCCUGGUGUUUCCUUCUCGGGUUAUCAAGGUGUUCCAUAUACUACUUAUGUGCUUCCUUCUGUUGCACCAGCGACAUACAAUGCAAUGAAUUACAAACCAAAUGGUGCGGGAGGGAAGUUGCAGAACAGCAAGGAGGAGCGGAGUAACUCCGUGACAAUUGGUGUUGCAGAUGAGCAUAUUGGAUUGGUUGUUGGUCGUGGUGGAAGGAAUAUAAUGGAUAUUAGUCAGAUUAGUGGGGCAAGGAUAAAGAUAUCAGAUAGAGGUGAUUACAUAUCCGGAACAACUGAUAGGAAAGUUACCAUAACCGGAUCCCAGAGAGCAAUACGCACAGCUGAAUCUAUGAUAUUGCAGAAGGUUGCUUAUGCUACUGAGAGAGUGAUCGAGUAGUUCGCAAGUGCACUUGUCUACUGUUAGAUGCUUAGUGAACCUGCUUGCUAAUUGCUCAUACAUUUGCUGAAUUUUGGGAUUUGUUUUACUUAAAUUAUCAUAUCACAUGAUAUACUCUGGAAGAUCUUUAUUUUAGUGGGAGAAAGCAGGAUUUUUUUCUUAAAUUGAGAGCCGUCGUCUUAUAGGAUUUCUUCUCAAACCUUUCAAUGGACAAGAUCGAUUGGAAAGGGCAUUCUUGCUUUUCCAAAUGUAAUAUUGAGAACUAUAUUCUUUGGUUGUAAGUCAACAGUUGCUAAUAUCAUUGACGAUCUGUAUCUUCAAUUACUGGCUUGAGAUAGGAUUUGAGAAUUAUUUAUU